CAGCAGAGCAACAACAACAACAAGGAGCUCGAUUGCGCACGGUGUGUCAUCAGAACGUGUAAAGUACUCUUGUUUCCUUGGUCUUGAAAUUCUGUGAAGUGAUUAGUAACGAGCGCAGCGGCCCUACACUGUAAACUUGGUGGAAGCGGUUGGUCUCCUCGACAUGGCCGGGUGGCCUGAGAUUGCCACUGCCAAGGAGGAAAACCGGCACGAGUUGAUCCUGUCGGGGCAGUCCAUUUCCGACAGGAUUUCCAAAAGCGGCUUGGAUCCGUCCUUGUUCCGCUUGACAGGCCUCAACUUUCUGCGCAUUUCUGAAACUUGCCUGGAGGCUGUUCCUGACUCCGUUAGCAACUUGCAAAGCCUCUUGACACUCGUUUUGGACUCCAAUAAAAUCAAGGCCCUAACCUCCUCUGUGAGCAAGUUGUCAAAACUGAAAAACUUGGAUGUGUCACGCAAUGUGCUGGAUGAUUUUCCGGAGGAGGUGUCAGUGCUCUCAGCACUGUAUUCACUCAACUGUUCAUUCAACAAACUGACAACAUUUCCUAGCCUUUUGCUGAAUCAUAGGCUCACGAUUCUAGAUUUGUCGAACAACUCACUAGAAGACUUUCCCGAUGUUUGUUCGGACAAAAUGGUUCACUUGUCAGAGAUAAGACUAGUCUCUAAUAAUAUCAAGGAGAUUCCACAUAACAUAAAUCUUCUUGCUUCUUUGAAACUUCUUGAUGUGUCAGAUAACAAGAUCAAAGAAGCUCCUGGUGAACUGACAGACAUCUCAAAACUUAAAGAAAUAAAUCUUAAGAAUAAUCCUUUGUCUGACAAAAGAUUAGGAAAAAUGGUGAUCCAAUGCCAUUCAAAGCAAGUGCUGGAGUACAUCCGACAACAUGGCAAAAAAGAGUCUUCAAAUUCUAAAACCUCGUCCAAAGGCAAAAAGGGUCAAAGAAAGUCAAGUAACAGUGAAUCCGGCCUGUCUUCCAAUGAAAUUCCAGACCCUGUGGACGAGCUUUGCAACAGAAUUGAUGUGUUGCACGUUACGGACAGUAUCCCAGUCAUAACUGUAGAUAAAGACGUGAAGGCUGUCAGACCAUAUAUACUUUGUUGCAUUGUUAAAAACUUAGUUUUCACCCCGGAUAGUUUCAAGAGAUUUAUCAAAAUUCAGAAUAAUUUGCAUGAUACUCUUUGCAAUAAGCGGCAGGCUGCUACUCUCGCCACUCACGAUAUGUCCCUUAUAGCUCCUGGUCCUCUGAAGUAUGUGGCUAGAGCUCCUGAUCAAGUCAAACUGCAGCCAUUGGGGAGUACAAAAGACACUUUAGCAUCAGUUGUAUUUGCCCGACUCAAGAGCCAUGCACAUUCUGUGAUGCAAGACAAAAAGAGGAACAAAUAUUCGGGGAUUCACAAGUUUUUAUACCUUCUUGAUGGAAAGCCAUUGUAUCCUUUCCUCAUUGAUGCAGCGGAUACAGUUAUCUCCUUCCCUCCCCUGACCAAUAGCAAUGUUUCCAAAAUGUCAGAGUCUUCAAAGGAGAUGCUGGUUGAAGUUACCAGUUCAGCAUCACUGGCCACAGCCAAGAAAGUGAUGGACACAUUUUUACUGGAAUGUGUUCGCCUGGGCAUUACACAGUCACCAGAGGUCACUGAAGGGGAGCAGGCCACUAAUGUUCCUGCUAGCAAAAUACUCACUGUACAACAAGUUAAAGUUGUAGAUUCUACUGGAGGCUUUCAAGCUGUUUAUCCUUCCCGAACUGAUCUUGCCUUUGAGGAGGCUGAUGCAGUAAAAGUUGUGCACAACUACAAUUAACUGUGAAAUAUACAUGGUUUGAAAAUACA
This is a messenger RNA of Thrips palmi, 1818 nucleotides long. RefSeq names its product leucine-rich repeat-containing protein 47-like. NCBI's taxonomy places the organism in Eukaryota, Metazoa, Arthropoda, Insecta, Thysanoptera, Thripidae. Gene Ontology annotation, biological process: phenylalanyl-tRNA aminoacylation. The coding region runs from base 164 to 1789 and encodes 541 amino acids. The transcript is spliced from 6 exons. The record is from RefSeq and is a predicted model, not a curated record. Gene Ontology annotation, molecular function: phenylalanine-tRNA ligase activity; protein binding.